GGAAGCUCAAACAAAACAUUCCAUUUCGUCAAUAAUUGGAUAUAACAAGAGAACAAAAUAUUUAAGUAAUCUUGAUUUUUUACAGCAAAGACCAUGGACAGAGAGAGUAUGCAGCAGCUGUCCCUGCGUCUGUCCAGGGUGCUGGGGGACAUUGGGGUCAGCAGGUACAUACGCACCAGGAGGAGGAGAACAUUCCUGAUGAGGGAGACACUAGAUAGGAUCACACGUGAGUUAUGUGGUUACAACAUCGCUUCCUAUACCUUUGGUAGCCAGACAGAGGGGACCACCACACUGGGGAUGAAGUCAGAUAUAGACACAUUGAUAUGUCAUAAUGGCUCUCUUGUAAUACUUGACUGGAGUGAAUGGAUGCAGGAGAAGGGGAAUCUUCUUGUGGUAAAGACUGAACAAUCUCCACCCCAGCACUGCUGGCUUCAGUAUGUGAGACCGGACCUUCCAUUACCAGUGACAGAGGUGUCCGGGCCUAAUGACAUGGUGGACAGUGAGGGCAGAGUGCUGAUAACCAACACUCAAAUUGAGAUGCAUAAAGACUGGAGACAAAUGAGCCAGUCUAGAGAGAUGGUCCAACAUGGUCCAUCAAGAAGCUGGGAUGAAAUGGUCGACAUAAUAAUUGCAUUUCACUGUACCAGCCUUCCUGAAGAGUGCAAGUUUCUAUUCUGUAGGCCACGCCCUGGUCACUGGCCCAGACCUGAUACACUCACCACUGCAAGGCAGACUGGAGUGUUCCUGGUGCCACAAGGAUACACUGAGGAUCCUUCAAGACCAGUCAAAUGCAAAUCCACAACAUUUCAUGUGCCUCAAGAAAACAGGCACUAUCCUCUAUAUAAGCGGGAGUGGAGAUUUUCAACUUCAAUCAUGGAGAGACUUCUUGUAUUUGAUAUGAAUAUAAUACAGCAUAAGGUGUUGGUAUUUCUGAAAAUGCUUAGAAAAUCAAUAAUAAAGCAGGUUGUUGAUGACCGUUUCAGCACAUUUCACAUGAAGACUGCAAUUCUGUUUACAAUAGAGACAUAUCCACCAAACAUAUGGAGGGAAGACAACCUUGUACAGUGUGUGAUCUACUGUCUGGCCACACUUCUCAGAUGGCUGAAGAUCAGGUUGUGUCCACACUACACCAUCUCAGGGGUGAAUCUGUUCACUGGAAAGCUGUUCAAACAUGAACAGUACAAACUGCAUACCAUGAUAACAGAAAUCAUUUACAGCCAUUUCCAGUGCCUAUAUACAAUUGAAAUGGAUAAUCUGGGGAGGAGAAUGUCAUCUGUUAUUUCACCCCAAAAUAUUGGGGUUUACACAAGGUGCACACUCAAUCAAGUCCAAAUGGUUGAAUUGUACCAAUGGUGGGCAAUACAGGUAAUCAAUGGACAUAAAGAUUUACUUAUCAAUGACAAGAACAACUUAUAUCAAUCUUUGAUAGAACAUUUUGAGACAUUGAAUUUUUUAAAGAACAAUGGAACUGAAAUAGAACAAGAGGCAGCUUCCUUGUGCAUACCAUCAGUGUGUGGAGCCCUUGCCUCCAUCCAAGCUUCCAGGUGUAUCUACCAAGGUCAACCCAUCACACACAACAUUCUCCACCUGUACCAACUGUCCUUUGACUCGGAUCUGCUGUCCAGCAGACUGAAGUUUGCCUCCAUGUUGUACUGCAGUGGGCAGUAUGAGGCAGCAGCAAACUGCCUGACCUACUGUGAGGGACUGAUGGGGCCUUCAGUGUGGCAAUAUUGUGGAUGUACAGGAAGAAAGGGAACUCUACCAACCAAUGAGUUGGCGGAAAAGACUGUAAACACAUCAUUCAAGGAUAUGUUACAGAAGUAUACAGUCUUCCAUAUUAUUUUCACUAAACAUGAUAUCCAUUGUGUUCCACAACAUCUGGUGUAUGAAAUGUUCAGAACAGUAGGAGAUGAAGACAGGAUACAGAGACAUCCAGCACAUAGAUAUGAAUGGAUGGAACACAUUGUGAUUGACUGUGUCCCUUUUCUCCAUUACCUACAGUACCUCACACACACACAACUGAACCAACAUGACAGAAAUUUACGGGCACUGAACAACCUUUAUUUCUACAUAUCUUCAAGUGAAGGCCAUGGUAAUAUAGAUACAGCCUGGAACAUGCUGGGCCACUGUUAUGAACUGGAGAACGAGCUGGACCAGGCCUGGUUCUGCUACACCAAGUCACUGCAGCUCUAUCCAAGAAACAAUGCAGCCAACUGGCAUGUAGCUAGAAUCAUGAAUCAACACUUAAACAGCUGAAGCUGUUACUCAACAUGCAGACCGGAUGUGGUUAAAAGGGAAAAAAAAAACAUCCAUAGUAUUGACUUUGCUAAUGAAAAUGGAUACUAGUUGAAUAGAAAUAAAGAUACUUUUGAAAUGUUAAUUACUUGUAAUGUAUAUAUGAAACUACAACUACAAAAUUUUCCUUGGUGCAAAAAAGAAUAGUGACCGCAAAUGUGUCAGUGACAUUUCAAACACCUUAACGUGUUUUAAAGAAGAGAUAGUUUGUGUCAAGUUUAUAUUUCUGUUUUCAAAAUUUAUCUUGUCAAUAACCUAAACUAGGCACAAUCAAACUGCAAAUUUUCAUUGAAGACAAGGUCACCUUGUAGCACCCAAACUAAAACAUUUAGAUCAAAGGUAUCACAGAAAAAUGACAAUGUAAUUGUGCCAAAAAUACCACAGACAAUCUGAAAUUUGGGAUAGAGCCAUGAAUCUUUUUGCCAAUAGUUGCUUUGUAAUAUGAAACUAACUAUAUAUUAGGUCUAAGUAUUAUGUAUAAGAUACUGUAACUUGAUUUUCCAAAUUGACACAGUUUCAUGGUAUUAUUAAACCAUUCAUAUAAUUUCUAUCAAGUUUAACUGAAUACAAAUGCACCUUGGUUAAUAAAAACUUAAACCAA
Messenger RNA from Mya arenaria, 2896 nucleotides. RefSeq lists its product as uncharacterized. The coding region runs from base 94 to 2256 and encodes 720 amino acids. The record is from RefSeq and is a predicted model, not a curated record. Gene Ontology annotation, molecular function: protein binding. The transcript has 2 exons. Lineage: Eukaryota; Metazoa; Mollusca; Bivalvia; Myida; Myidae.